Messenger RNA from Temnothorax curvispinosus, 915 nucleotides. RefSeq names its product golgin subfamily A member 6-like protein 22. Lineage: Eukaryota; Metazoa; Arthropoda; Insecta; Hymenoptera; Formicidae. The transcript has a single exon. Bases 1 to 915 code for a protein of 304 amino acids. The record is from RefSeq and is a predicted model, not a curated record.
AUGGAGAAGAGCGGGGGGGAGGAAAAGGAGGAGAUCUUUAAGAGAAGUAAUAUGACGGCAAGAUCUCCUAAAAAAGACUCGGAGAUAAGUGUGAAGGAGUUGGGAGAAAGAAUGGGAGAAAUGAUGGAGGAAUUUAGGGCAGUGAGAGAAGAGCUAAGGGAGGGUUUCAAGGAGCAGGGUAGGAAGAUGAGAGAAGAGAUAGAGGACCUGAGAAGGGAGUUUAGGGAGCGUGAGAAGAGAUGGAAAGAGGAGAGGGAAGAGACAAAUAAGCAGAAGGAGAAAAUGGAAGAAAGAAUAAGGAGAUUGGAGGAAAAAAUAGAAGAGAGGAAGGAGGAGAAGAAGGAGGAGGAAAGAAACGGUAGAGGGGAGGUGGGGGAGAAAAUGAGAGAGCUGGAGAGAAGGCUGGAAAGGAAAGAAAAGGAGGAGAGAAGAAGAAACAUUGUAAUAAGAGGGCUGGAAGUAAAAGAAGGAGGGAGGAGAGAAAAUGCAGAAAAGUUGCUUGAAGGAAUAGGAGCGAAAGUAAAGGUUACAGAGGUGAAGAGAAUAGGAGGUGAUGCAGAAAAAGGAAGGGAAAUGGUGCUGUUAAAAUUGGAAAACGAAGAACAGAAAUGGGAGGUUAUGGAAAAAAAGAGGAGCCUAGUGGGGAGAAAGGAAAGAAUUACGGAGGACCUAUCGUGGGAGGAAAGAAGAACGAAUUGGCGGUUGAGAGAGAUAGCGAGAGGGGAGGAAAGAGAGGGUAGGAGGGCAUGGAUUAAGGCAGGCAGAAUAAGGUUGGAAAAUACUUGGUGGAGAUGGGAUAUAGAAGAGGAGGUGUUAAAGGACGAAAGGGGAAGGAGAAGAAAGGAGAGCAGAGGGAAGGAAGGGAAAGAAGGUAAAGGAGGAGAGGGAGAGGUAGGAAUGGAGACGGGGGAAUGA